AUGUCAACUUUCACUUUUUUUAAGAAGGAAAGGGAACUGCAGUCCAAAAUUGAGGAACUAGAAGACAAGGUGGAGGAGUUCAGUAAGAACAUUGCACUGCAAAAGCGAGGAAGUUCAAGAGGAGAUUUCGGCGGUGCUGAUAGAGUGUUGAACCAACUACUAACAGAGAUGGAUGGAAUGUCUGAUAAGAAAAUAGUGUUCAUCAUUGGAGCAACAAACAGACCUGACAUUAUAGACCCUACAUUGCUUCGGCCAGGACGUCUUGACCAAUUGAUAUACAUUCCUUUACCAGAUGAGAGUUCACGUCUCCAGAUCUUUAAGGCAUGCUUGAGGAAGUCACCAAUCUCAAAAGACGUCGAUAUUUUGGCUCUUGCUCGUUAUACACAUGGAUUUAGUAGUGCAGAUAUUACUGAGAUAUCAUCACGAGCUUUCAAUCUGGUAAAGACAGUUCCGGCUAGAAACGGAAGCGAUCGGAGGAGUGGGUCGCGGUGGGGAGGCGGAGAGAGCUUGACGGUGAAAGAGGUCUGUAUGUGUAAUUGUUGGAGGUGGGUAGGUUAA
Arachis ipaensis is the source of this 558-nucleotide messenger RNA. NCBI's taxonomy places the organism in Eukaryota, Viridiplantae, Streptophyta, Magnoliopsida, Fabales, Fabaceae. The record is from RefSeq and is a predicted model, not a curated record.